Messenger RNA from Dermacentor albipictus, 3588 nucleotides. Its product is annotated as mucin-2-like. The record is from RefSeq and is a predicted model, not a curated record. Gene Ontology annotation, biological process: proteolysis. Lineage: Eukaryota; Metazoa; Arthropoda; Arachnida; Ixodida; Ixodidae. Gene Ontology annotation, molecular function: serine-type endopeptidase activity.
CCGAGCCUGACGUCAGGCGAGAGUUCAACGCCAAAGGCCGCCGCAGUCGCCACGACUUGACGAGCAACGCUCUGUGGCUGCUUUAGCGGCGACGUCGUGUGCCAUCAUGGCGGCCGCUCUCCGCCGGACACCACUGACCAGCGCGGGCGGGCUAUGACAGCGGGCACACGGCCCUUCCGGCACAAGCUGCCACUCCUCCACCGACUGGCAUGGAUUCUGAUCCUACUCGAGGCAACCAAUGCGGCUUCUAUCGUAUAUCCUGCGUUACAAGUUGAAACGACAACAGCCCCCAAGGACGACAAGGACCCGCUGACCAAGACGACCAGCGAAGAUGUGACCACCACGCAAAGCCCCGCUGAACAUUCAAGCGUUCAAGUGACCAGUAUUGUCAGCGAAGAACCGGAGACCAUGAGGAGCACUACUGGAGGCCCAAGCGUCCCUGUGAACCAGGCGGCGAGUGGCAAUGUGACCACAGUAAAGACCACCACUGAACGUCCAGUCGUUCAGAUCACUACCAUGAAGAGUACCACAGAAACCCCAGACGUUCCGGUAACCACCAUGAAGAGCACCACUGAACGCCCAGGUGUGCCUGUGACCCAGGAGGCCAGUGGCAAUGUGACCACCAUGAAAACCACCACUGAACGUCCAGUCGUUCAGGUGACCACCAUGAAGAGCAUCACAAAAAGCCCAGACGUUCCGGUAACCACCAUGAAGAGCACCACUGAACGCCCAGUCACUCAGGUGGCUCCCGUAAAAACCACCACUGAACGCCCAGUCGUUCAGGUGACCACCAUAAAGAGCACCACAGAAAGCUCAGACGUUUGGAGAACCACUGUGAAGAGCACCACUGAACGCCCAGCCACUCAGGAGACCACCGUAAGGACCACCACUGAACGUCCAGUCACUCAGGUGACCACCAUUAAGAACACCACAAAAAGCCCAGACAUUCGGGUAACCACCACGAAGAACACCACUAAACACCUAAGUGUUCAGGGAACCGAGACAAUCGGUGGUGAGGUGACCAUUAUGCAGAGCACAACUGAAUCCCCAAGCGUCCAGGUGACCAAAGCAGUCAGCGCUCAGUUGUCCACCACAAAGAGUGCCACUGAACACCCCAGCGUCCAGGGGGCCGUAACCACCGACAGUGAAGUUGCUACCAUAGGAAGCACCACUGAACGCCCAAGCGCGCACGUGACAAAGGUGGUUGGCGGGGAGGCGACCACCAUGAAAAACACCUCUCAAUAUCCAAGCGUCCAUGUCACAGAGGCUGUCAGCGGCGAGGUAACCACCGUGAAAAGCACUACUAAACACCCAGGCGUCCAGGUGACCAAAGUAGUCAGCAGUCAUGUUACAACCAUGCAGACCACCACUGAAUCCUCCGAACUCCAGGUGACCAACAUGGAAAGCACCACUGAAAGUCCAAGCGUGCACGUGACAGAAGCAGUCAGCGGUGAAAAGACUACCAUGGAAAGCACUACUGAACGCCCGAGCGUUCAGACCACCACGCAGAGCACCACUGAAAGUCCAAGUGUUCAGGUAACUAAGUCGGUCAAUGACGAGGUGACCACUAUGACGAGCACCACGGAACGCCCAAGUGUUCAGGUGACAAAGGCAGUUAGUGACGAGCUGACCACCAUAACGAGUUCAACUGAAGACUCAGGCAUUAUCGUUGACGUCGUCGUGGUGACCAGCCCGAAGCCAGCAACGUCUACUACACCCCCUCCGCCUAAUCUUGCCGCCAUUGUAGAAGGAGCCAUCGUAGUUCCACAAGGCAGCCCAAUCGUGGAAGGCGGAGCCAGCGUUAUAAUUGAAGUUGUUCCCAUCGUAAACGCUAACGUCACUACCGGGGAUGGCAUCGUGGGUUUUGACACGCACUCUACCUUUAAGCCAAGCUCAGACACAGGAAAAAAGCCGAAAAGAAAACGUACUCGCCUCAAGAAGCAGUUUACAAACAAGUACAUGCGAACUUACGUCACCAAGCACUGCGGUAUACCCCAUGAACGAAUGCGGCGAAUUGUAGGAGGCAAAGUCACAACGCUCGAGCGUUAUCCAUGGACGGUCGGCAUUUUUAUGAGGUACGGAAACCGGCCGUACUGCGGGGGAGUCAUCGUGUCCUGGCUCUUCGUCUUGACGGCGGGCCACUGCACACGCAACAAGGUGGCACAUGACCUACGCGUUAGCUUCGGGUUGAGCGAGAUCGAUCCCGACCGAGUGUUGACUGAGCAGCAGGACCACCUGGUCGACGUGGCGGCCAUCCACCAGAACCCGCUGUUCAAAGACAUCGUCCACGGUGACGACAUCUCCAUACUGAAAAUGAGCAAGCCGUUGCAGAGUGGCGGCUACCCAGUGACGCCUAUCUGCAUACCGGAGGCCACCAGCACAAGCAUCACGCCAAAGGACAUCAUCGGUACGGACGGCGUCGUCGCCGGCUGGGGACGAACCAAAUACGGUGGCGAAAGCAGUAAGCAACUUCGGGAAGUAUGGUUGCCUAUUGUGUCCAACAACGCAUGCUCGGAAAUAUUCAAGGACGUACUUAAAAUUCGGGACGAGAUGAUCUGCGCCGGUGACAUCAAUGGCACAAAGGACGCCUGUCAGGGUGACUCCGGAGGCUCGCUCAUGUGGCGGUCCAAGGCUGAUGAUCGCUGGUACACGUUGGGCGUCGUGUCGUUCGGCGUGAAGUGCGCCGAGCCCGGAUACUAUGGUACUUACACUCGCGUGCAGAGCUACUUGAACUGGAUCUGCCAAGUCACCGACGGCCUCCUCUGCUUCGGCUCAUCCUCCUACAAGCCCGUGGCUUUGCCUUCGAAGAGCAUGAGAGAGAAAAAGGACGACUCCACGUCCCCGUGAACGUCUUUAGCUCUCUUUAGUCUACAAACCAUUCUGCGAGAAAAUAUAGCACGACACCGUGGGGGAUAAAAUUUAUGAAAUAGAAAGGAAAGCAAUCGCAGACGUCGCCCACGGCUACACGUAGUGACGGCCCCUUCGAUGCACGCCCAAAGAGACUGCAGCGUGUGUGCAAAACGGGCCGUCACGCCAUCGGCUGGGACCCGGUGCCACGCGCAAGCGGGAUUGAUUCCUUGUAAAUAUGAAUCUGCCUGUCCAGUAACAAAGCUCGCGGUUUCGGGCACACCAACCACGGCGCAGUCAAUCGCAGCAGCAGUAAUAACGAGCUUCGCGCUUCGGUCGCCAGUGCGAACGCUAAUGCAAAGCUUUUCUACGAAAUGUCUGUAUAGUUACGAAAUACGCAGCCUGGCGGACAGUGAAUGACGAUUGUUAGAGGUGCUGGCUCCUGAACAAAGUAUAUGCCUUGUCUCGUGAGAUGGAGAGCAAGAGUUGCCACGUAAUAUAAGCGACCUUGUUACAAAGGAACACGGCGACAAUGCGUGACCUCUGAAAAAUAGCCAUAUCAUUUACAGAUAACCAGCUUAUUAUGAAAAAUAAUCGAAAUGCCAUGCUUGAAGAACGAAAGAAAAUAGACUGAUACCAUGCGUAACAGUGAAGAUAAAGCAGUCGUUUUGGAGCGAGUCGUAACCGGGUGUUCCUUGAACAACAUGUGAUAUGAAUAAUAAAUAUUUUAUUGUUUUCGAA